UACUUGGUCAUUUUUGUAAGUUUUCCAGUGUUUUCGAUAGUGCGGUAGGAAUAUGCGAUUGGCAGUCAUAAAUUCUGAUGUAACAUUAACGUAUUCAUAAUUUUUGGAAAACCUGGAAAACAUGUUCAGUUGUGUAUGAAAAUAGACCGAUAAUUUUAUAAGUAAAUCCGUUCAACCGUAUCAAGAGCUAGAAAUGAAUCAACUUACGUGUGUUCUUAACCGGCUUUCUGUAAAAAGUGUCGUCCAAAAUGCUAUGUUUUUCUCGAGCACAGCCAAACGGAUUGUUCCAAACAGAACCGGAUUUCUUUUGAAAAACAACGCGACGGUUCAAGGUUCUAUUCGAGCAUCUUUUGUGUUCGAUUCUCGGAUAUGGCAUCAACGACAGAAUAUAAUGCAAGUUAUAAGUUCACGAACCUUCUGUACUAAACGGGAUCAGGAUGAGGAUGAAAUAGAUGUUGAACCAGAACCAGUGUCUUUCUCCAAUCAACUACCUGCUACUGUAGCUAUUCCAGAGGUUUGGCCCCAUUUACCGGUGAUUGCGGCCAAACGUAAUCCUGUAUUUCCAAGGUUCAUGAAAAUUUUAGAGGUUACCAACCCGAUACUCAUAGACCUUAUAAGGCGAAAGGUUAAGUUGAACCAACCAUACGCCGGUAUAUUCCUCAAAAGGGAUGACGACAAUCCUAGUGAAGUUGUUGACAAUCUGACUGAAAUAUACAAUGUGGGAACGUUUGCGCAAAUACAGGAAAUGCAAGAUCUUGGCGAUAAGCUCCGGCUGGUUGUGACCGCCCAUCGACGAAUAAAGAUUGUGGGUCAAUUGUUCGAAGAUUUGGACGCACCACCGGAAGGCAAGCAAAUGACAAUAAAAUAUCCAUUGUUUAAAACGCAAAUCAAUAUCUCAGUGGACGAAAGUGAUGCGGAAAAACGACGCCGGAAGCACAAAAAUCGUAAUAAGAAAAUUAUCCGGAAUGCUAACAACGACAGCACUUUGGACGGGGAACCGAUUGAAGAACCACCUAAGCGACGGUUAUUGAAAGACGGCGAACAUCAGCCUGUUCUGAUGGUGGAAGUGGAAAACAUUAAACAUGAAGCAUUUAAACACACCGAGGAAGUGAAGGCCCUUACACAGGAAGUAAUUAAAACCAUACGGGAUAUUAUAACGAUGAAUCCACUGUAUAGGGAAAGCUUACAGCAAAUGUUGCAUCAGAACCAACGUGUGGUAGACAACCCAGUAUAUCUUUGCGAUCUUGGGGCAUCUUUGUCGGCUGCAGAUCCACCAGAAUUGCAAGAAAUUCUCGAGGAAAUGGACAUUCCAAAGCGGCUUAUGUUAGCCCUGUCGCUACUGAAGAAAGAAUUAGAACUGUCGAAAUUGCAAGCAAAAAUUGGCCGGGAAGUAGAAGAGAAAGUGAAACAACAACACCGGAAGUACAUUCUGCAGGAGCAGCUAAAGGUUAUAAAAAAAGAACUUGGCAUCGAGAAAGAUGACAAAGAUGCUAUCGGCGAAAAGUAUCGCGAGCGAAUUAAAGACAAGGUAGUUCCGAAAGCGGUGGCCGACGUUAUCGAAGAAGAGCUUAACAAACUAAACUUUCUAGAAAGUCAUAGCUCGGAAUUCAAUGUUACGCGAAAUUAUCUUGACUGGCUAACUACCCUGCCAUGGGGAGUAAUGAGUGAAGAAAAUUUAGAUAUUGAUCGAGCCACUGAAGUCUUAAACGCUGAUCACUAUGGCAUGGAAGACAUCAAAAAGCGAAUACUUGAAUUCAUCGCCGUGAGCCAAUUGAAGGGAACAACCCAGGGAAAAAUUCUCUGUUUCCACGGUCCUCCCGGUGUAGGCAAAACGAGUAUUGCGCGGUCGAUUGCCCAAGCUUUGAAUCGAGAGUACUUCCGUUUCAGCGUUGGAGGCAUGACCGAUGUUGCUGAAAUCAAAGGACAUAGACGGACCUACGUCGGUGCGAUGCCGGGAAAAUUAAUACAGUGUUUGAAGAAAACAAAAACCGAAAAUCCACUGGUCUUGAUUGAUGAGGUGGACAAGAUUGGAAAAGGUUUUCAGGGCGACCCUAGCUCAGCGCUCUUAGAACUGUUAGAUCCCGAGCAGAAUGUAAAUUUUCUAGAUCACUACCUCGAUGUAGCAGUUGACCUAUCUAAGGUUCUGUUCAUUUGCACCGCCAACGUUGUAGAUACGAUCCCAGAGCCAUUGCGGGAUCGAAUGGAGAUGAUCGAAAUGUCAGGUUACGUCGCUGAAGAAAAAGUGGCUAUUGCGAAGCAGUAUCUCAUUCCGCAAGCAAAAAAAGAUUGUGGUCUGGAAGACAAGCACAUCAACAUUAACGAUGACGCGUUGAAUCUACUUAUUCGAAGUUACUGUCGAGAAUCGGGAGUGCGCAAUUUACAGAAACAAAUAGAAAAAAUCGUUCGAAAAGUGACGUUCAAGGUAGUCCGCAAGGAAAUUGAAUCUACCGAAAUUACGGAAGGAAACCUAAGCGAAUUUUUGGGUAAGCCCAUAUUUACGCACGAUCGAAUGUACGACCAGACCCCUGCGGGAGUUGUUAUGGGACUCGCGUGGACGGCCAUGGGAGGUUCCGCGCUAUAUAUCGAAACUGCCAAACGAAAAUUGCUCGAGUCGUUAAAGAAGGAUAGCGCAGGAGAUGGAUCUCUCGAAUUAACAGGUCAUUUGGGCGACGUCAUGAAGGAAUCAGCUAGAAUUGCACUUACAGUGGCACGGAACUUCAUCAAACAGUCUGACAAAAAUAACGACUUUUUAGAAUCUACUCACAUCCAUUUGCACGUGCCAGAAGGAGCUACACCUAAAGACGGGCCCAGUGCCGGAGUCACUAUUGUUACCGCUCUUUUGUCACUAGCCAAAGGAUUACCCAUUCGUCAAAACGUGGCCAUGACAGGUGAAAUCUCGCUCAUGGGUAAAGUUCUUCCUGUUGGUGGUAUCAAAGAAAAGACAAUAGCCGCCAAGAGAAGUGGCGUAAAUUGUCUUAUUCUGCCGGAAGAAAACAAAAAAGACUACACGGAUCUACCCAAGUUCAUCACCGACGGUCUAGAAGUACACUUUGUAGAUCAGUACUCUGAUGUGUAUAAAAUAGUGUUUCCGCAGUCGUCGUGAGCUGUGUACUAGAGAAGCAGGGGCUUUCCGACAUCAAUGAAGUUAGUUAAAUGAUUUAGACUAUAAGUUUGUAAUUACUAUUAGAUUUAUUGAUAAGAAAGACCCUCAAAUAUAAGUAUUUUUGUUA
This is a messenger RNA of Topomyia yanbarensis, 3230 nucleotides long. RefSeq names its product lon protease homolog, mitochondrial (gene Lon). Gene Ontology annotation, cellular component: mitochondrial matrix. The record is from RefSeq and is a predicted model, not a curated record. The transcript is spliced from 8 exons. Lineage: Eukaryota; Metazoa; Arthropoda; Insecta; Diptera; Culicidae. The coding region runs from base 194 to 3103 and encodes 969 amino acids. Gene Ontology annotation, molecular function: serine-type endopeptidase activity; single-stranded DNA binding; ATP binding. Gene Ontology annotation, biological process: protein quality control for misfolded or incompletely synthesized proteins; mitochondrion organization; chaperone-mediated protein complex assembly.